AUGGCAGACAGCAUAGGCAUAGUCAUUGACAGGGCCUGUCAGGAUCCGGAAGGCAAAACUGACGAGGAGUCCUGCAGCCGCUUGAAGCUGCACGUGCGGCACUUUGCAGCCGAUCAGUGCACAUCUGCCCGGAAGUGUGGCAGGUUGUUGGUCACUGGCGGCCAGUAUCCUAACCUGGUCUGGGUAAGCCAUGAUCCUGCGCACCAGGUUCGUAUUGCCUACCAGGACCCUCUUCACGCCAUGCCCGAGUUCCAAGACCAGUGGGAGCGUUUGUUUGCUCCCGGCAAGGGCAAGCAUGCGCUUAUCCCAGACAUCCAGAACUCAGAAGUCUGGAAGGCCAGGCUCAUGGCGGCCCAGCAAGAGGUUCUCAGGCUCCAUGGCUCCCAGGCUGGUGUGGAGAAGGUGAUCCGAGCGUUGUCGUUCUCCCAACCUCGGUUUGACUCGUCGGCCACACCAAUGCUGAAGUACUUGUGCAUGAUUCGUGCGAUGUCGGUCUUAUGUGCUAUGCAGGCUGCUGACGAGUCUUGUCCUUAUGAGAGAAACACGGUCGAGAUUCGCUCCCGAGCAGAGCGCGCCUUGCAAAACAUGAAUGCAGCAGCCCUCAUGCGCUGUGGACUCACUUGCGACUACACAUUUGAGUGCCUGGGUUUCUUGCGCAGGAACUUUGACAUUGAGGAUCCAGAUGUAUCCUGCACCCCCAGAGUGCUGGAAGAGUUCACCAAGCGCCAGCGGUUCUUAUUUGUGGAUGGAUACAGCCUCUCCGACAGCUCGCAGGUUCCCAGUUCCGUGGACGGCUCCGAGGCUCCAGGCUCCCAGGCUCCCAGGAGGUGUGCAACCCAGUUAGUUUACGAGGAGAUCCAGACACCAGAGCCGAUCGUCUAUGGCAACAGAGUCCACUACCUGUGCACGAAGGAUGAGAUCGCCGUGGCUCUGCAGGUAUUCAACCUUCGGCUGUGGCAGGAGACGAACCGACAACAGGUUCGCUUGUGUUCCAGCGCAGGGGAGAUUGCGAAGAGUCGCAAUCUUGCUUCAGAGAAAGUCAAGGCACUCGGGCACCCUGGCCUGUCCGACACCUUUUGGACAUUUGCAAAGACUGUCCAGCUGCUCAAGGUCGAAAAAGUCCAGGAUGGUGAGGAACAGAACUUGAGGUACAACAACACCUUGUACAACAAGGCCUUACACCAGGCUGCCACAGCAGCUGUUGCAGUGCUGCGGGGUCCAUCCGGUCCCGUGGAGAAGGCUGACCGGAGAUUGGAGCUGGAAUUUGGGCGGGGCAUCUUGAGCAGUCAGUACUCGAAGUUGAGCAAGCUGUUAUCGCUGACCAACAAGCUCGCAUCUGCUACCAGAAACGCUGUAGACCUGACGGCCUGGAUGCUCGACUCCUUGACGCUGGCCCUGCGCAUGAACAUGGUCACGCCAGCUAAAUGCACCGAGAAGUUUCUGGAUCGAGACCGGAAGACAGGCGAUGCUGGCUUUUGGUUGUCGCGCAUGCUGGUGGUGCAGGUCUUCGAUUAUGCAGCAAAGCUGGCGAACAAGUUGCCUGAGCCGGACAAGGUUAAGCUGACAGGGAUUUUGGCUGAACUCCGUUGCCCUUCCACAUGUUGGGAGAAAUAUCUCCGCCAUGCUGAUGCUGAUCAAGGGGCUGCUGGAGAGGACGACAUGGACGGCGAGGACCCAGAGGACGUGGAGCGCCCUGUUCCGCAGUCCAAGAUUGGAGCUGUUAAAGAGGGUUUCAACAAAGCCAUUGGGAUGCUUUUGGAUUUGCUGCUGGAGCUGAUGUCGGGGAAGUACUACAAGGAUUGCUGCAUGCUGGCUUCGAGUGAAGAUGGCCUUGCAAAGGCAUUGACAGCUGCACAGCUCGGAAGCUCGGAUGACACGGAGCACGAGGAGCCAUGUGCGCUUAUCACUCAGAUGAAGAUCAUUGUCGACAAGUUCGACAACAGCACGAAGUCCGUUGGUGCCACAUCUGCGGCUCCUGCUCCGAGUUUGCUCCAAAGCCUGUCCAAGGCUUCUGAAGCUGACACACCCGAGGAAUGUGUCGAGCGUGAGCGGCAGUGGAAGGCGGUGCAAACGGAACGCCGCAAGUUCGUGUCGUUCUCGGUAACGAACAAGAUCUCGAAGGACUGCCUAGUCAAUGCGUUCAGAGGUUGCGGCAAGGUCUUCACGCACAAGGGCACCUUAAACUCUUCGCACCGCCUGAUCGUUGCCAGUGCGGAUCUCUUGGCAGAGGCUGGUACCGGCCCGUGGCUCAAGGGCACUCCGCCAAGCGAGGAAUGGAAAGAGAUCUGUGCCUUUGCCAAAGACAUUUCUGGGCCCGAGGAUUUCGUUGUACUCUUCGACGGCAGAAUGCGGGAAAUUCGCCGCGUGUCCGAAGACCUCCUGCUGAACCAGCAGCACACCGAGGAGUGCACCAUCGUGUACUCAGGUGGGUGCCCGCCGAGAACUGGUCGCACUCGCCGCGUUCCGCUGGCUGCAAAGAAGGUGGAGACAGGAGCGGUUAAGUCCCCGGUCGCACGCACCAAGAUUCAGACGACGAAGAAAGGCUCCUUCACAGUCUGCGGCGAGGCUUCUACGUACCAAGGCACUUACUCAGGCGUGGAGUACCGUGCGGUUUCUGAAAUGCCCCUCGUGUCUGCAGACACCAAGAAGAAGAUCAUUGCUCCGGCAACAACCGGCGACCUCCCGACACCGCCAGAGGACUGGCAGGAUCGCCACGGCGCCGACGUACCCUUGUUCUGGAACGAGUCGAAGCCGAUAGCAUAUUGGAAUGCCAUCAUUGAGGAGUUUUGCGCGGAGGCAGUGUUUGACCUCACGGCUGGCACCGGUGCUCUGAUGGAGGCUUCUUUGACUGCCGGCAUCGCAUACCACGGGCUUUGCAGCCUCAACAAGGAGCACAUGUCGUGGGUCCAGGCGGUUGCUGAUCGCGCAGCUUGCGGAAUGAUGGCUUUGGAGGGAUCCACUCUUUACUCGGACGAGAAUGCCAAGGCGGUGAAGAAGCAUUUCCCGCACGUUCUGGAGAGCUUGUCCAACCAAGACGACCAGGACGAGGCACCUGCUGAGCCAGAUAGCCCCCGCGAUCAACCGCAGUGA
Messenger RNA from Symbiodinium sp. CCMP2592, 3090 nucleotides. NCBI's taxonomy places the organism in Eukaryota, Dinophyceae, Suessiales, Symbiodiniaceae. The record is from the annotation of a GenBank genome assembly.